Molecule: messenger RNA, 513 nt
Organism: Metarhizium robertsii ARSEF 23
Lineage: Eukaryota; Fungi; Ascomycota; Sordariomycetes; Hypocreales; Clavicipitaceae
Exons: 1
Coding region: 1-513 (170 amino acids)
Source: RefSeq, a predicted model, not a curated record
AUGCUCAAGGUGGCACUCGAACCCAAGGCGGCACUCAAAUCCACCGCCCUCAGAUCCAAGGCGUCACUCAAACCCAAGGCGUCACUCGAACCCAAGGCGGCACUCGAACCCAAGGCGGCACUCAAAUCCACCGCCCUCCUCAGAUCCAAGACGGCCUUCAUAUCUACAGCCCCAUUCAAACCCAAGGCAGCGCUCAAAUCCACCACCCUCCUCAGAUCCACUGCAGCCCUCAGAUCCACAGCGGCUUUCAAAACCACGGUCAGACUCAAACCCAAGGCGGCACUCAAAUCCAUCGCCCUUCUCAGAUCCAAGGCGGCUCUCAAAUCCACGGUCAGACUCGAAACCAAGGUCACGCUCAAACCCAAGGCGGCGCUCAAACUCAUCGCCGCCCUCAGGUCCAAGGCGGUACUCAAAUCCAAAGUAACGCUCAAAGCCAAGGCGGAGGCAGCCAAAGCCAAGGCAUCGAUCGUGGAAAUGAAAACGAAAAAGAUAAAAGGGAACUCCUUUUACUAG